Aspergillus fischeri NRRL 181 is the source of this 555-nucleotide messenger RNA. RefSeq lists its product as uncharacterized. The coding region runs from base 1 to 555 and encodes 184 amino acids. The transcript is spliced from 2 exons. NCBI's taxonomy places the organism in Eukaryota, Fungi, Ascomycota, Eurotiomycetes, Eurotiales, Aspergillaceae. The record is from RefSeq and is a predicted model, not a curated record.
AUGGCCGCCCUUGAAGAUGCCAAGCCCUGCUUCGCAGUGCGCCUCCAAACUGUGGACAGCGCGCAUCCCCUCGUCCGGUGCAUCACCCCGCCCAUGUUUGUCAAGGGCCCCAGAGCGGGCACCCAGCAGCGCCAAAGACUAAAUUCCAGAGACUUGGCACCCUUCUUCCCUCCAUCCCACGCCCUGAGCUGGUCCUCCCACACUUCACGCUGGGGCCUGGUUCAACGCCCUGCGCUGACUGACGUGGCGGUCUUUUCAGACGGGUCCAAGCAGCGUGUAGACGGGUCUCAAUGGGUAGACUACAGCUAUGCUAUCUCCUGUGGCGGAGCACAGCUCCUGAGCGGCUUUGGUGCCCUAACCUGCAAUCUUAUGUCUUCAACACAGAAGCAGUGGGUGCCUGGAAGGAACUCAAGCACGCCCUCGCUGUCCUCUACCCCACCCGAGUCUGGCUCUGUAUCGACAGCACCUCUGUCGAGCACCAGCCUCCUCAAGUGGGCCUUCCUCAAGGUUCACGCUGCGAUGGAGCGGCUGGACGUCCAUAUUGAAGCCAAGUAG